Molecule: messenger RNA, 3745 nt
Organism: Phytomonas sp. Hart1
Lineage: Eukaryota; Euglenozoa; Kinetoplastea; Trypanosomatida; Trypanosomatidae
Source: the annotation of a GenBank genome assembly
GGAGUAAUGACAAAGUUUUAAGAAGCGGACGCCACAAAUUUAUUAGACAUAAUUAAAAUCGACAAAAAUGCAAAAAAAAACUGUUAAUAUGUUGGGUAUAUAAAUCUUAUAAUGUUGGAUGUUUUUCUGUGAAGUUCUGUCCAAGCACUACAAUAGAUGAUAACAAGCUCAUCAGUUACAUCUCCACAUACACGUAUGCGUAAUAUGUCUCUCUUAUGUACAUUGAUGGCGACAUAAUCUCAGUUAUCUUUUCAACUUUCACAACUUGGAAAAUGUGGGGAAUGAUACUGAUGAUGGUUCAAUUCACGGCAAAAUUCAUAGAGAAAGAAGCAUACCUGAAUGGCGAUGUUAAUCAAGUCAACAUAGAAAGGGAGGGGGGAAAUGAAGAGUGAGGCCUCUACAUUAGAUGUAAAACUGUAUUUCUGGUUUCUCGUCUUUGUUGAAAUACUUACCUAAUUGUUGGAAGUUUCUCAAUGAGAAAAAUCGAGACCAGAUUAUAUCACUUGUAAAAUUUACGCGGAUUGUGAAAAUGAUAAGAUUGGUAAGUGUUUUAGACUUCCUGAUAGGGUUGAUUAUGACAAUAAAAAAAACAUCAUGGGGGGAAACGUAUCGAUGAUUGAUCAGAAAUUGGAGGGAGAGAGUAAAAAUGAAUUCCUGUGGGUAAUAGGUUGACGACGAUAACACGACCUCUUCUUGACGAUCAUCCUUGUGCUCUAUAUUGUUCCUAUUAAUUAUUAUUCAAUAAAAGUACGCCAUCUAUUAAUUCAGAUGAAAAAUUAACUGGUACCAGUUUCAUGAUAGCCGAGCUAUUGGUAAAUAUAUUCAAAUGUUGUAUAUUCUCCCUAUUCUCUUAAAACACAUACCACAGUACCCCACGAUAGCAUAUUGGCUCUGUCAAUGGUCAUGACAGAAGGGGCUUAAUGUGCUAAAGGGAGGGUGUAUUACUGGAAUUCUCAAAAAAAAACUCUAUUUUCUCCUCCUGUAAGCUUAUAUGGUGAUUCAUAGUAAUACCAAGUGGAGGGUAAUUCAAAUGGGAAAAAAAGAAUGUUCUCUUUCGACCGACAAUAGUCCUUCUUCCUCUGUCCUUGUUCUAACCUUAUUAGUUUUCUAUGGUGUUUAUAGUCAGAAUCUAUAAAAACCUUCACAAACAAAUAAUAGUAGAAGUCAAUCUGAUCAGAUAUUUUAUUAUCAUUUAAAACUCAUUUCACUCUUGAUAAUAUUCGCUUGCCCUUUCCUGCGUAAGGGCUUAGACGCUUUCGACUCUCUGUAUUUUAUAAACUUCAUACAAGCCUAGAAUUUAUCCUUCGCUUGUACUUGAUUGUUAUAUUGCUGUGCUUGUCAUUGUUCUGUUUAGCAAAUUUGAACGUUGCUGUGGAGGCAUUCUAAUUAGAUUCAAAUGGUUAAGCACUCAAAAAUGGACAACAAAGAGUGCAUUCUUCCUCAACUUUCGCCCGUACAUAUACAACAUCUAGAGCAAGUUGUUAACCCGUCUAGUGACUGGACAGCACGUCUAGUGCGCUCACCUCUCCACAAAACCUCAGAGAUUAUCCCUACCUCUCAAAGCACCAGUAGCGGUAGCAAUGAACUAAACAACCUUUCGCGAGGAGACGAGUUGAGUAGCAAAAUGGCAGUGGUGCCUUUUGUUCGGUCGGCCAUUCAAAACAGCACCGAUGCGGGAGAGGUUGCGGUAUCGGGUGCGCUCACAAGCGUGAAUACCGCCUUAUCCUCGCGCCGACUCUGCCCGACGUGCUUACGCCCUUUUUACAGUUAUGACACUUCGUCAGAUGCGGAAAAAGAAGAAAUGGGGGAGAUGGUGGAGUCACGGAUCGACGGAACCUCACCACACGCUUACCCACAUCGACGGAGCGGCAGCCGGAUGCUCACGUCAGCGUACUUUCGAAUGUUGGCAAUGCAAAUGCCGCUUGCGAUUGGGGAUAGCCCAGAUAGCGCGACGACGCGAUGGAAGCAGUCGCGGAGGUCCAACUCAGAAUUCUACAAGGAUGAAGAACAAGAAGAGGAGGAAGGAAAUGAGAACGACAAGGAAGGAUAUGCUACAAAUGACCCUCCUCACCCCCUGCCUUUAUGCUACUAUCUAAGUCCAACCGAGUCAAUGCCGCAGGAUUACGCUACAAAUGAAGAGGGCAUGCUUUCAAAUAGCUUCUCGAGACAAAUUCGACCGCCAAGGACGCUUAUGCGUUCAUCUGCCGUUAAGCACCGCUAUCUCGCGGAGGAUUCCUCGUCGCCGCCGCCUCUUGUGAGAGAGACGGUACCGUACCAUCAAACCCACGAUAACGACGUCAAGGACGAUGAUCCCCCGUGUGAAGCGUGGAAGGAGCGGAAUUUUUCUCUCAAUACCAUUUCGGGGCUUGACGGGUAUUACGCGCGAUACUUCAUCGAGCUUCAGAAACUUGGGAGCGGCACUUACGGUGGGGUCUACCUCUGCCAGCACGUCAUGGAGGGCAUUCCGCUUGGCAUCUUUGCGCUGAAAAAGGUUCCUGUUGGGGACAAUCUCAUCUACCUACAAAAAGUCCUCCGCGAGGUGCGCAUCCUUGGCGAGGUAAACCGCCACCCCAACGUUGUCGAGUACAACCACAGCUGGGUUGAGACCGCACAGCUGGCGGACUUCGGCCCGCCGGUGCGGUGUCUGUUUAUUCUAAUGGAGUACGCCACAGAGGGGUCGCUAGAUGCCUAUAUGGAGCGCCACGGCACGGCGCUCUCCACGCUGGCGGUGUGGUACUUCUUCCUGAGCGCCGUCGCGGGGACGACCCACCUGCACCGCAAGGACAUCCUCCACCGCGACCUGAAGCCGCAGAACCUCCUCCUGACGGGCACAGCCGGGGCCCUGCCGCGGGUCCUCGUCAGUGACUUUGGCACGGCCGCACUGCUGGGGGACUUGGGCUAUGAGCGAACCGGGGGAACCGGGACGCUGGAGUACAUGGCGCCCGAGCUCCUGGAGUGUGACACCGCGCCCCAGCAGGGGAACUACCGCAACCGUCACACCAAGGCCUCGGACACGUGGUCGCUGGGGAUGAUCCUGCACUACCUGGCCUGUAACGCGACGCUGCCGGGGCGGUGGGGGGAUGGCGAGGUCGCGCUCGACCUCGAGGCCAACGCGCCGUACGCGCGGCCGCCGGAGAUGGUGCAGCUGAUUCGCGCGAUGCUACAACUGGAGCCGGAGCGGCGGCCAAGCUGUCAGGAAAUCCUCCAGUCGACCGUCGCGCAGACCAUCCUGCGAAGUUUCAACAGCCAGACUAAAAUCCCGGAGAUCCACUUGUACUCUCCGUACGUCGAAUUUCCAUGCCCGCAGGGAGUUGCGCCUUACGGAAAACUUUCACCCGAAAGGCGGCCACAAGCACCGCGCAUUCGAAGUAAAAAGGAAGAGGAGGUGUACGACGAUAAUCCACACCUACAAAGUAGUAAAGUGGAGCUGAUCUCCACCUCGGCGAUGAUGAACAUACCGCUUUUGAUGCAGUACCACACAAACGAUGCGAUGGCGGCACGAGGCGGAAGCAAAGACAGCCGCGAUGAUGUUGCCAUCAACGCUAAUAGCUUACUUUCACUUCGCUCCAGUGAGUCCCCGAGUUCACCUUCAACGAUUAGAAGAUUGCCGAAUAACAUCAUAAAGCCAAAUAUUGCGAAGCCGCAAAAUCGGCUGUCCUCCACUUGGGCGUCGCCUCGGUUUGCAAAACAAAACACCGUAAGCAAGUCUGUUCAAACCGACCUUUCCCUUCCGUUUGACGUCUAA